UUUACAGGAUAUGUCUGUAUGUGAAGAUUCUAAAUACAUAACUUUCUAAGAACAGAGUAAGACAUAGCCUAUAACUGUAUAUUACUAUAAGCUUUAUUCUGCUAUUGCUGUAUUGGAAUUUACUUCUGUACUUGGAUAAUUUUUUUGUUGGUAUGGUAUCGUACCAUACUUUUGGAGAUUAUACCAAAACUUGAAGGAGUAUUUAACAAAGUACCGUACUGCAAUGGAAGAUCGCGAUGAUGAAAGAAGUAGUGGUAGUAGUUCUCAGAUGCUGGAUGUAGACUUUAAAAUGCUGAAUUCGAGAAAUGUGACGAACUCGCCUGGUAGUACCCAUUCUAAUGCUAGCCUAUCUUCAGAUUCUGCUUCAAAUGAAUCAAAAUCACAAGAAAAGAUAUGUGUUGUAUGUGGAGAUAUUGCCACAGGAACACAUUUCGCUGCAAUGACAUGUGAAGGGUGCAAAGGAUUCUUCCGUCGAUCAAUGAAGAAAUGUUCACAAUUUACUUGUGCAUUCGAAAAUCAGUGUUCAAUCAAUAAAUCCAACAGAAAACAUUGCCAAGCAUGUAGAUUGCAAAAAUGUCUUUCAGUUGGAAUGAAUUCUAAUCUUAUAAUGAGCGAUGAAAGCGUCAACAGAAAACGUGAACUCAUUCGUGCAAACAGAGAAAAGAAGGCUUUAUUGAGAUUAAAAAAAGAACAGGAAGAAAUGGAACAAAUUGAAAAGAAACUAGAAGCUUCUCCUCAACCUGAGGUUCAAAUGAUGGCAGAAGAUAAAGCUCUUAUUAAAAUGAUGUUGGAGAGCCAUAAUCAGAGUUAUGAUUUUAACUAUGAUGGAUAUGAAGGUUUCAGGGGAACAGAUGUUAUCCAAUCACCACCUGACCCAGAAGAAGUAAAGAAAACUCAUGUUACACUUGCAUGGCUUGUAGCAGGAGAUAAAGAGAAAUCACCGGAGCAUUCUCCUGAAACAGCAAGAUCCAAGAAAAAAUCUGUUGAUUCUUCUGACAGUACUAACAGUAUUGCUGAACAGAAAAAGAUUAAAUCGGAACUUCCAUAUUCAAGAUCAGGAGAUGGAAUGUCUGAAUAUCCUCCAAGUGAAGAUGUCUUUAGUUCAUUACAUGGGAUUUCUCAACCACUAUCUGGAUAUCCAUCUCACACUCACAUGCCUCAUCCUCCCCCACCGAUAGCACCAACAUCCUCGACACACAGACAUAACUCAUACUACUCUGAUGCAUCUGGCAGUAGUACAUCUACAUCUCCAUAUAGUAUGCCACCCAAGAAUCCAGAUUUCGAUCCUUUUGCAGCAGGUGGUUUCCCUUCUUUUGAUCAAGCGGCUGGAAUAAUGACAAUGUUCGGUGGGGGUGCGGAAGGAGGAGAUAUCACUUCAAUGAUGGGUGCUGGAGGUUUUGAUUCAAUGUCUUUUCUGCAAGGAAUGUUUAUGAAUAGCCAAAAUGAUCCAGAAAAACCUCAUUCUCUAUUUCAACACUUCUGCGACAUUAUGACAUGGGGAAUUAAAAAGGUGAUUGAAUUCUGCAAAUGCAUCCCUGAGUUUCAAGAAUUAUCAACAGUAGAUCAAAUCAAUUUGUUGAGAGGAGGGUGCCUUGAAAUGCUCGUAUUGAGGUCUUAUUUUGCCUUUGCAUCAGAUGGAAACAACUAUAUGUCAGAUAAAUUUCAGUAUUCACCGACCGAUUUUUUACAAGCUGGUGCAAGCUCUGAAUUUGUGGAACAAUAUACUAAAGUUCACAUGAGGAUGAGAAAAAUGAAAUUAAAGGUGGAGGAAAUCUGUCUUCUUAUUGGUCUUGUGUUAUUCUCACCGGAUAGACCAGGAGUUCAAAAUUGCGAGAAGGUAGAAUUGAUGCAAAAAAGAAUUGCACAAGCUUUACGUGCUUAUGAAUAUACAAACAACGACCCUGAAAAAGCAUGCAUCAUAUAUUCAGAGCUUCUUCUGCUUCUCCCUGUCUUAAGAACGAUAAACGUCUUAUUUUCCAACACAAUUUUGACUCUGAAAGGCACCAACGAAGAUGAUAUGAACCCGUUAAUACUGGAAGUGAACAAUUAAAAUAAAAUAAAACGAUUUUUUUUUUUUUUUAUCUGAGAUUUUCUUUAUUGGUGUCAUAAACUAUAUCGGUGAACAUUCAGUUAAAAUUACUUGUGCACUGAGAAUUUUUAACUUGACACUAACUUCGUUGAGGAAUUUAUCGGAGCUAAAUUUGAAAUUAAGUGAAAGGUGUAUUGCAGAAAUCUAAAAAUCAAAUUUGCUAUUUUAUAUGUACUCACUUUGUAUGGCUGUAUCAUGUUAUUUAAAAAUGAAUUUUUAAAAGUACCAAAAUUAUCAAAAAUAACUGAAAUUUUUGAAAAUAGCCAAUACUUUUGAAAAUUUUUAAUCAUGUGAUAAAUGAAUUUAAAAUAUCAAAAGUUCUUGAAAAAUUUAUUUACCACCUACUAUCUGUAUGGUUCGAUCCAUGAAAAUUUAGCCAAUGGAAGUCCACUCAGAAAAGUUUCCCACGAAAUUUUCUUAAUGGGAGAUUUGCGUGGAAUAUCCCACGGAGAAAAUUGUUGAAAUAAUAAAUUUCUCUACCAUCCAUGGCAAAUAUGGUACUUUCAAAAUUAGCUGCAAUAUCUUUCUGAUGGGCCUACAACAGAUUUAAAUUUGUUUCCCAAAAGUGAUUUUGAAUGAUAAUACAGGGAUAGCAGAAGCUUAUUGAAGCCUUGAAAGACAAAAACUACCUAUUUCAGUGUAGAAACUGAAAGAAAUUUGAAGAGCUGUAGUAAAAUCACAUGAAUUUUUAUUUAAUUUUUUUCGAAUUCUUUUACUAGCGGAUGUGGUUUGUCAUUAUGGUUUUGGACAUGAUUUUAUUAAUACUUUCACAGUUUCAGUUUAUUUUUUGUACAUACCACCAUGUUCCAAACGAUUUAUUUUUAAUUCUAUUACCUGAUUAUUAAUUAUAAUAACAGCAUUUUAACGGUUUUUUUUUCCACCCUUUUCUUUGUAUAGUAUAUAAAUCUUGUGCUCUCUUUGCAGCAUUUUUUUGACUUGACUUAUUGUUAUUUGUUUAUAAAUGUUCACAAUCAUGUUGUUGAAAUAUUCAAAAUUCGGAUAAUUAAAAAAAUGGUUUCUGAUAAGUUUCAACAAAUGUGUUUUACUCUUGGGUAACGUUGUUAGCACUCAAAUUGUUCACUUUGAUUGAAUACACUCACUAACAUGAUUUGUGUUUAUGAAUUGUCACAUAUGUGACUUAGGAAAAAAAGGCGUUAUGUUAUGUGUUUGAUUGCUUUUUUUCCUAUUGGCCGUUUUUUGUUUUAAAUGCAUUUUCAACAUUUAUAUUUGUGUUUAUUUCGGGUUUUAAUAUCAAAUAUUUGAACUUAUGGGUGGCCCUAUAAAAAACAUAACCCAGGUAAUUUAGAACAUAUUCUACAGAUGAUUUAACUUUGGUCCAAAACGUCCUAGAUUACUAAAAUUUUUAGUUAGAAUCGACAAUCGUGCAAAAACAGAAGUUGAAGUGUUACAAUAAAUUUCUUCAUACUAAUACAAGGUAGAUUAUGAAGAGAAUGCUGUUACAUUAUUCCAAAGAGUUACUACAAAAGGAAUGUGUAUUAUUUUAAUUGUAUGGUAUAAUUGGUCUUUGUCCUUGCCGUUAGCAGAUUUUGGGAAUUUCUCUUAAUAUUUCACAUUCUAACCUUAUCCUGACUUCAUAGGUUUUAAGCUUUUACUACUCUACAUUUGAACUGAUGAUAUAAUUGACUGUAUAUUUUGAUGACAUAAAAGUUUCAUGGAUUAUCAGUUUUGGUUUACUGUGCAUUCAAAUUAAUGCCUCGAAUUUGUAUAGUUUCUUGCUUCUCUAUAAAAUUCUUGACGCUAAAUCAAAGGCCCCAUUCAUAUUGAGUAUUGCUGACAGAAUAAUUUCAGACAGAUAAAACAGGUUGACCUAAAAAACAGAGCCAGGUCAUUUGGAUCAUAUUUAGAGAGAAUAUAUAUAUUGUGUACAAUCUUACACAAAGAAAAUUUAAAAUGUUAAAUAAAUUUCUUUAUUUUCGUAAAGAUAAUUAAGAAAUUUAUGGGUACCACUUCGGGUAAUCUUGUAUUUGUUAUGGUAAUUGGUAUUAAAUGAUAUAAGUUUAGUGAAAUUUUAUGUGCUUUUCGUAUUUGUCUGGGGAAAAUUCUUCCCUUGCAAAUUGUGGAUUUUUCACAAAAACUGACGCCUGGAGCGCCCAUAUUUGGCACACAUAUCACAGAAUCUAAAUGUUAAUGUCAGUGAUUUUACUUAUUUUUAAUCAGUUUAGCCCAAACUCUCUUUGAAAAACUCUUUUUUUUUGUAUUGGUGAAAUUGUAAAUUGGAUCGGAAACUGUUUUCGGAUUUUAUAAGGGCAUACGCAUUCAGAGAUCCAUUGAUAUCUCAAUAAAUAUUAGGGGAUUUCACUCUACUAUUUGCUGUAUACCAAAAACUGCCUCUGGGUAUUACUACCUCACAAUUGAUCAAUAAAUGCUAAUGAAUUGUUUCUUUUUAGUGUUUUAUUUUGUUAUCCCGAGGUAUAACUUUAUUUUCAUAUAUUUGUCCCUCAGAAAAUUCUGCCAUUGUUUUAUGCUCUACAAUGAACUAAGCCAGGGGUCGGGAACCUUUUUGGUCAAGAGAGCCCUAAAAGGCACAUAUUUUCAAUUGCAUUUCCGUGUGAGCCAUACAGUAUUUUUCAUUUAAUGAGGCCUGAAAUUUUUACUCAAAACACAUACCAUAUACAUUUAUUGUGACUAAUGAUUCUUGAACGGCUGCUCACAUGCAGCACAAGUUGAAAUCUACGAUACUCAUCACCCUUUUUUUGUUUCGUCAUCUCCAUAGUACUUUAAAAACUAUCGCUUUGUGAUGUCACAAAAUAUGUUCCAGAAUCCCCUAGUUUUGUCACAAUACCUGUUUGGAAAUUCUCUUACAUGUACUGGGCGCACGUUCUCGAACGUAUUGGGAAUUUUCUGUCAAAUUUGUUUAUAAAAGAGUUUGAAAUCUCGUAACAAUAGUAAGCUUAGCCUUAGAACAUUAGAAUUUUCUGGGAGCCACAUGUCGUCACCAAAAGAGCCAUAUAUGGCUCGCGAGCCAUGGGUUCCCGACCCCUGAACUAAGCGGUAAUAAUUUGGUUUGUGUGUUUAAAUUAAGACUAUAGCUUUCAUUAGUUGACUAGCAGCUAGCUACCUUGAUUAUUUGUUGGAAUUUGGUGCUUGUCACUGACGCUCGUCAUUAUAGGAUUUGAUGUCGUCUACUGGUGUUCUACUAUUGGUAAUAUACUAAUAUAGAAACAUGUCUACUUCAAUGAAUUUUCAAUAUCUAACAAUAUAUACAAGCACUUUUUAACCUAUCCUGAUGAUUGCUAUCCUAUUGUGGAGUCGAAAAGAAGUAACUCCAAUAACACCAAAUUCGAAUCGCAACUUUAGAAUCCUGGGUUCUGUGACGAAAUUUUGCCUGCGAAAGUUUUAUUUUUGGCAAGGUUUGCCUGUUUCGAUUGCGAAUUUUGUCUCCAAAUAUCAGACGUCCGGGUUUAAUGUUCCAAUUUGGGUAAUUCAAGAUUCCCAUUCCAGAAAACGACUUUGUAACAAAAAUUGUCAAUGACUAGAACCCUGGUCUCAUUCUUUAGCUGUAGUUCAUCCUAAUCAUUUUAAUAAGCAAUGACAUUUCAACAGCUCUUGUUCUGAUUGGCUGUAUAUUGGAGUGCCGUUGAUGACAAAAGCACAUGUCAGCUUUUACUUUUUUUUGUUGCCAAUGAGUUCUAUGGAGUUCCUACUUAUUGUAUUACAUAACUUUAUUUUUCUUCCACUUGUGUCCGUCUUAUUCACAACUUGCUUCAGUUAAGUUCGAGCCAAAAAUGAACUAUCGAUAGCUGAUGUUUCGUGACCUAAUUCAUUACUCCUGAAGUAUGUGCACCACGAUGUUGCACAACCUGAACCCUAACCCGGUACACAACCUGUGUUCAGGUUGUGCGCCAUCUUGGUGCGCAUACUCCAGGAGGUCCCCUGAUUCUGUGGUAUAAUUUUUAUCGUAAAUUUUUUGUAUAUUAUUAUUAUGAACAAAGACGAAUAUAAGGGGGUUGCUCAUUUGUGUGUUAUAAAAAUUGUUUUUUCGCUAUUACUUAGUACAAGCGCAGAUAUUAUAAUAAUAAAUGUGUACAAAGUUUUAGCCUCGA
Molecule: messenger RNA, 6153 nt
Organism: Styela clava
Lineage: Eukaryota; Metazoa; Chordata; Ascidiacea; Stolidobranchia; Styelidae
Product: vitamin D3 receptor B-like
Biological process (GO): positive regulation of transcription by RNA polymerase II; negative regulation of transcription by RNA polymerase II; cell differentiation
Molecular function (GO): zinc ion binding; nuclear receptor activity; RNA polymerase II cis-regulatory region sequence-specific DNA binding
Source: RefSeq, a predicted model, not a curated record